CUCUGGAAUGUAUAGAUGUUGCCUGUUCGAUUUUUGAAUCCUGCCAAUGAGUUCUAGUAUAUGGCGUGCUUAAUUUCCUUGAAGCCUUUACAUUUGNUGCAAUAUAUUUUUUUUUUUCCUUUCAUUUAGUAAAUUAAGACUCAAUUUUCGGUUAACCUUUUUGUUCCUUGACUAUUCAAUGAAGCUUGCAGCUGCUUACUGUUUUUGUGGCGCAAUGUCGAUGGUGGAUGAGCCACUGUAUCCUAUAGCUGUACUAAUUGAUGAGCUAAAGAAUGAUGACAUUCAGCUCCGUUUGAACUCCAUACGUAGACUGUCCACCAUUGCACGUGCGCUUGGUGAGGACAGGACCCGGAAGGAGUUAAUCCCCUUUUUAAGUGAGAACAAUGACGAUGAUGAUGAGGUUUUGCUUGCUAUGUCUGAGGAAUUGGGCGUUUUUAUUCCUUACGUUGGAGGAGUUGAGCAUGCACAUGUUUUGCUACCUCCUCUGGAGACACUCUGUACUGUGGAGGAGACUUGUGUGAGAGAAAAGGCUGUGGAGUCUUUGUGUAGAAUUGGUUCCCAGAUGAGGGAGAGUGAUUUGGUUGACUGGUUUGUUCCUCUUGUGAAGAGGCUAGCAGCUGGCGAGUGGUUUACAGCCCGUGUGUCAGCUUGUGGCUUAUUUCAUAUUGCUUACCCGAGUGCUCCAGAUGCACUGAAGACAGAGUUAAGGAUGGUAUACAACCAACUGUGUCAAGAUGAUAUGCCGAUGGUGAGAAGGGCCUCAGCAACUAAUUUGGGAAAAUUUGCUGCCACUGUUGAAGCUGCAUAUCUGAAGGCCGAGAUUAUGUCUAUGUUCGAGGAACUUACACAGGACGAUCAAGACUCUGUGCGGUUGCUAGCUGUUGAGGGCUGUGCUGCUCUUGGAAAGUUGUUGGAGCCUCAAGAUUGUGUUGCACAUAUCCUCCCUGUAAUUGUCAACUUUUCACAGGAUAAGUCUUGGCGUGUACGGUACAUGGUUGCCAAUCAGCUGUAUGAGCUUUGCGAGGCUGUUGGAGCUGAGCCUACUAGGACGGAUUUGGUUCCUGCGUAUGUGCGCCUACUCCGAGAUAACGAAGCAGAAGUGCGAAUAGCAGCUGCUGGAAAAGUUACAAAAUUUUGUCGGAUUCUUAAUCCUGAACUUGCUAUUCAGCACAUACUUCCCUGUGUAAAGGAACUGUCAUCCGAUUCUUCCCAACAUGUGAGGUCUGCUUUGGCUUCUGUAAUUAUGGGAAUGGCUCCUGUCUUGGGAAAGGAUGCUACAAUUGAACAGCUUCUUCCCAUAUUCCUCUCUCUCUUGAAAGACGAAUUUCCUGACGUCCGCCUCAAUAUUAUUAGCAAGCUCGAUCAAGUUAAUCAGGUUAUUGGAAUUGAUUUACUCUCCCAAUCUUUAUUACCGGCUAUUGUCGAGCUUGCGGAGGAUAGGCAUUGGAGGGUCCGACUCGCCAUCAUAGAGUAUAUUCCUUUAUUGGCUAGUCAGCUGGGGAUGGGAUUUUUUGAUGAUAAGCUGGGAGCUCUUUGUAUGCAGUGGCUACAGGAUAAGGUUUACUCCAUCCGGGAAGCUGCAGCUAAUAAUUUGAAGCGCUUGGCAGAAGAGUUUGGUCCAGAAUGGGCAAUGCAACAUAUAAUUCCCCAGGUUCUGGAUAUGGUACACAGUCCGCAUUAUUUGUACAGGAUGAUCGUUCUUCAGGCGAUCUCAUUACUGGCUCCUGUGAUGGGUUCUGAGAUAACGUGCUCUAGAUUAUUGCCAGUUAUCAUAACUGCAACAAAGGACAGGGUGCCGAACAUCAAAUUUAACGUGGCUAAGGUGUUGCAAUCCAUGAUCCCCAUUGUUGAUCACUCCAGACGUGUUCUUUCCCACGUCCUUGUUGUGCACUUGUCUUGCAGAGUCGUCGACUACUGCCCCUUGGUUGCCGAGGAACGCCAAGGGCCGUCGAGGGAUCACCGAGGGAGCCUAUCGCUGCAUAAGAAUCGCGGGUCGCGCACGUUGUCGUUAGGUCGCGUCGCUGAGUGCCUGUGUCGCUGUUCGCGCUGCUCACUGCGGGUCGCUGGGUGCGCUGCGCGUGAAUGUCGCGUGACGCCUGGUGCCUGUUGCGGGUGGCGCGAGUCGUACCGCUCGUGUGUACCCGGUGUCGUCGGUGCUGUCGCCGUGUAUGGUGGUUGCCAGGGAGGAGCACGCUAA
Striga asiatica is the source of this 2197-nucleotide messenger RNA. NCBI's taxonomy places the organism in Eukaryota, Viridiplantae, Streptophyta, Magnoliopsida, Lamiales, Orobanchaceae. The record is from the annotation of a GenBank genome assembly.